GAAUGACAGGCGGCGGGGUCUAUCCGUCUAUCGCAAUGGCAGCUUAAUUGUAGCGAUUUUUAUGAAUUAAAUGUGUUACUCGAGUUAUUUUCUGUUUCUGCCGAUUACCAAUGUGAAAAUGUGGUUAAUUAAUAUUGUUUAGACUAGCUACACGUGUAUUUCACGUGCGCAUCGUUAGUUAAAAAUGUAUAUUCAGUACACGAUAGGAGCCAUUUUUAUUAUAUUUAUUUUGUGCGUUCAUUGUGAUAAUGCCGUUAAUAACAAUGAAGUAAAGGAAAUUUAUGUACCGUCCGCACCGCAUAAUCUCGUGGCUUACAUGGUGACCUCCAAUGAGAUUCUACUGUCGUGGGCCCCGCCCGUGACCUACACCAUAGUUCUGUAUUCCAGCCCAGAAACCACUCCCACUACCACCACACCAUCACCAAAACAAGAACCCCAAGCCGACGAACCAGUCAAUGACGUCAUCGGCGACACAGAUUCAAUAACACCAGAGAAACUUAAAGAAGACUAUUCAUCAUAUUGGAUCAAUGAAAAGAAACGUUUGAAUGACGAAUACCCACCAGACUUAAUUGACGGUUAUCGGAGCAAGAGGGAAAUCAGAUCUCAUAGACACAGAAAGAGACGGCAAGAUGCCAAUAAUACAGACAAAAAUCUCGGACAGGAAGAGUAUAUAGAGGAGACGCAUUCUAUAUUUAACUAUCCUAUUGAAGUGGUGAAGAAAUCUGGUAUGCAGUUUAAAGAUGCGACGCAAUAUGCUUAUGUAUUGUAUUACGAGCGAGGAGUAUCAAGGUUCGAUACAGUGAAUGUGUCUGGGGUGCCAACGUCAGACCAGGUGAAGAGGCAGAAUGUGUUUUCGAGUGACUUGGGCAUGGAGGGGUACUCCAGGUCGAUCAGGAAUUUGACGUUGUUGAAUAAAGCUGGCAAAGUGACCAAAGUUGUCGGCUUCCGGUUAAAGAAUCUAAAACCGUUCACACCGUACAAGAUCUGGGUGCGGGCGUUCUUCAACACGGAUGGGGUGCCGUCCGACCUCCAUGCCCGCCUCAGCAACAAAUCGGAUCCUCUCUACGUACUGACGGAUGUGGUUCCACCAUCAGCGCCUAACAUCUUGGACAUUAAGUGUGAUUCAGAGAGACGUAAACUGUACCUCCAAUGGCGGCAGCCGGCUGAAUACAACAACUCCUUGGACCAAUACGUGGUGACCGUUAGGAAGAUCCCCGACCUUCAACCCAGGACCAGACUGACGUUACCCACCAGCAAGAAUGACAUUGAGACAACUAUGAGUGUGGAAGUGGACACUUUGAACAACACCAGUUACGAAGUGAAGAUGUACGCUGUUACUAAGUCUGUUGCGAGGCUCAAUGCUGUCAUUAACGGAUCUGAAUCUCCGCCUAAGGUGGUGUCAAGCGAAUGGUGUUCCACUCAUCCAGAAGCGAUGUCUCCUCCCAGCGAAUCGACGAGGACGGGUGGAGUUAGCACGGCCGCUUUGUUGGCCGUCGCUCUAAUACCGAUACUGGCCGCUUUGCUUCUGGCGCUAGUGUACUGGAGAUGUAGGUCCCGGCUGAGCAAGUGUAUCAGCGCUGCGUACAACUACUUGGAGGAGGGGGGAGAGAGGGCUGCGCGUGCGCCGCUCAACGCUUACAAGAAACCCGUGUCAAACUGCUCCCCGCUGCGCGCGGCGAGCGCGGGACAGACGGGACAGACGGGACAGGCGAACGAGGCGGAGCCGGCGACCUCGCCCGCGCCGCCGCCGCGCAUGCUGACCCCGCACCACCCCGCUGUCGCCGCCAGGGAGUUCCCCCACCACGUCGCCGCUCUACACGCCGACGGUGACAUCGGCUUCAGCAAAGAAUACGAGAUUGUGGUGACGAAGUCGGCGGCACUAGGACACACGAGCCACCACAGCCACCGGCCUGAAAACAGACAGAAGAACAGAUAUCUCAAUAUUACGGCAUACGACCACUCGCGCGUGUGCGUGUCGGCGGGCGGACGCUGCGGCGCCGCGGGCUGCGCAGGCGCAGGCGCGGGCGCGGCGAGGACGAGCUGCGACUACGUCAACGCCAACUUCAUCGACGGCAUGCUGCCCGCGCUCAGCCAGACCGCUCUCCAACGGAUCAGGAGGAAGCUGGAGAGGCGGGCUCGACCGCACAGACAACCGUCAGUGAAACCCGCGAAGCCGCCGCCGAACCUCGCGGAAGGCAUAGAGUCAGCGUUCCUCAACAUAGAGUUCUCCGGCAUUGUGGAAUCUGAUGCCGAGCAGAACGACUCUGACAGCGACCAAAGUGAUGAUGAUAGCGAAUUGGACAAUGUUUAUGUUGAUAUAGACGGUGUACCAACAAGAGUGAAAUUAGAAUGGCUAAUAUGGCGUAGACGGUAUAUAGCAACACAAGGACCUACCCCGGCCACUCUAGAUGCCUUCUGGCGGAUGAUAUGGCAACACCGGGUGCAUACCAUCGUCAUGAUCACAAACCUAGUGGAAAGAGGCAGGCGUAAAUGCGAUAUGUAUUGGCCGGGCGGCGGGCGCGGGAGUUCAGCGGAGUACGGCGGGGUUCAUGUUACAUUGCUGCAUGAAGAUGUUAGAGCCGCGUACACUGUCAGACAUAUGAGGGUGAAGAGCGGUAAUAAGGCGCCGGUCGUUGACCCCGACGGGGACAAGGACAGUGAGUCGUCCGAAGCAUCUGGCACGGCCGCGGACGGCAGCCGCGUCGUGCUGCAGUACCACUACACGGUGUGGCCCGACCACGGCACGCCGCGGCAUCCGCUGUGUGUGUUGCCCUUCGUCAAAGCUGCUCAGGCCGACCCUGGCACUGUCCUUGUUCACUGCAGUGCGGGAGUGGGCCGCACCGGCACCUACAUAGUCCUGGACGCUCAGCUCAACCAGCUGAAGCUAACCGGAACCCUAUCACCGCUAGGGUUCCUCUGUCGCGCGCGAACCCAGAGAAACCACCUAGUACAAACAGAAGAACAAUACGUUUUCGUCCACGACGCCUUACUAGAACACGUCCGCUCCGGCGAAACUGACGUGGAAUAUGACAAAGCAACAGAAUAUCUAGCGAAACUGCUCGAGCCAAUCAGCGAAGAGGAACUCGCCGUUCUAGAUUUGAAUUCGAAAGCGAAAAGCGUUCACGACCUGACCAAUGGCGACAAUGAAACGACCAGUAUAAAAUCAAGUCCAAUCGAGUGUAGCGAGAAGGAAAUCUUUGAGAAUGGUAGCCAAAUGUCAAUUAAGACUGACGAAUUGAAUAGUGAGCAGAGUAAGUCCCAGUCGUCUGGGAGGGAUCUGGAUGGGGACGACUCGAAAGAGGGGAUGAUGAAUGGGGACGAGGGGGAGGGGGUUUACGAUUUGGCCCCGCGGUCCACAGAUACGUAUAGCAAGAAGAUGCAGGCGUAUAACAAUAUGAGCGAGGUUGAGAAAGAAGAAAUUAGGAGGGUGAACAGAGCGGAGAACUUCGCAUUGUUAGAGCGCAUGCGGUCGCUGGCUUCGAGACACCACACCUACCACGGCCCGCCGCCAACCAACCUGCUGGAGAAACAGUUCCAGUUGAUCGUGCGGUCGUGCGCGCAGUCGGAGACAGGCGCGGAGACAAGCGCAUGCGCACGCGCAGCGCACAAUGCAGACAAGAACCGCGCGGGCGGCGUACUGCCUUCCGACUGUGCGCGGGUGCUGCUCGUGCCCAAGCCCGGCGUCGAAGGCAGUGAUUACGUAAACGCGUCGUGGGUGUGCGGGCGUCGCCGCCUGCGCGAGUACGCGGUGAUGCAGCAGCCGCCCGCCGCCGCCGCGCGCGACCUCUGGCGGCUGCUGUGGGACCACACCGCGCAGCUCGUGCUGUGGUUACCGCAGCCCGGGGACCAGGAUUGCGACAUAUUCUGGCCGACGGAAGACGAUCGCGAACUUUACGUGGCUAACUUCAGAGCUAGUUUCGUGUCCAAAGACAUCUACAUAGCUCAUAGAAAAUCCGACCAGAAAACUCCAAUGGAAUCUCCCACAGAACCAGAGACAAACGGCUACAGACGACAAGAAAGCGACUGCGCAGACGACGAAAGAUUAAUACCUGAAAGUAGCUCUCCCAUCGCUGAAUCGGAACCGGCGUAUCGAUUCGACAGAACAGAGUUGCGACUCGAAAGACUGAGCGGCAAUCGAGAUCUGUCAACGAGAAAAUCGAUAGCGAACGGAGAUCUAUUCUCUUCGUUGGCAGAUAAGAAGAACGGCCCCAAAUCGCCGAGGAGUCCGUCGAAAAUGUCGUUGAAGAACUUCAAAUUAAGUUCCCCGACGAAGUUCAAAUUUCCUGAUUGGGGCCAUCGAACUGCCGGUUCCCCACCCGACACAGCCCCUCCCCCUCCGCCCGUGGCGCCAUCUCUAUCCGUUGAAGAAGAAGCGGAACUACGCCGGCCGUGUUAUAGGUUCGAAAAGGUCGACAGUAUCCCUGAAAAUAUGCCUUUAGACCGCAUUAUUGAAGUGACAAAUGUGAGCGUGCAUUCUUUACAAGAUGAUUAUCAGUUGAGUGUUAAGUUUAUCAAAUGUGAUGGUUGGUUAGAGGGAGACACUACUGAGUAUAUAGCAGGGAAGCCCGAUGAUAACGAGUUUGUGAGAAGAGUUAGAGAGGCGACGUCGGAGAGCGAGAGGGAAGAGGCGAUAGAGAGGCUGUCUCACCCGUAUAGAGAUUCGUUCGCGUUGAUUGAAUUCGUUGCUGGGUGUCAAAUGGAGUAUAAGAAUGGACCCGUCGUCGUUAUUGACAAAUACGGGGGUUGGAAAGCGAUGAGUUUCUGCACCCUGUCCUCGGCAUGCGGCGGCGCCCGCGACCCGCGCGCGCGCGACCCGCAGCGGCGCUAUCGCUCGGCCGCCGACCAGCGCGCGUCGCUGUACUGCGCGAGCGCGCUCGCUGCGCAUGCGCGCUGCGGCACUGACCAGCGUCCGCAUACGCUCUCCGCGCUGCUGGCUUCCUACUGCGCUCUGGCGCAAUACGGACGAUUGCUGACGGCUCGAGCUAACAGGUGAACCAGGUUUCCGAGCUCAUCGCACCAGGAGUGACGGUAAUAUUGUAAAUUAUGAUAUAAAUACUCAGUGCGUUGUGGAGGCUGCGCGGGAAGAAGAUGGCGAGGCGUAGCCAUGCGUGCGAGCGAGAUGCAUGAUCACCCACGCUUGUAUAUAGUGGGUGUAGGCAACUAUUGUAAUAUAUACGGCAGCUAGAAGUGAAGUACCAGGUAUUCUGUUUGAUAUAAGGCCAGUGGCUCCAUCUGUGCUUCGUUUCAGUUUGAUUUAUGUGCAAGUGGACACUUUAAUGAAAUCCAUAAAUAGAAACAUGAUUAUAAAUAUAGUCAGGAAUCAUUGCAAAAUCAUUUUUUUUUGACUUUAGCAAAGAAAGUAAUUCUUGUCUCUGCGCAUCAAGAUUGUGAAAAAAUUCAAUAUGGCGUCGAUGAUGCUCAAAGUUAACAAUAAAUUAAUUGGAAUAAGCUUGUCUCUUAUGAAAUAAGAUGUGGUUGUGUGCAUUAUGAAUAUUUACCGCACGGUAAAAGAUUUUUCUAGCAAUUUUUUUCGACUUUAUAGUAAUCUGUCGCGUGUUCACUUGAGCAUAUGAGAUUUAUAGCGCUUUUAUGUGGAAUUAAGUUUUAUUAAUGAACAGAUAAAGCAUUCAUGACAGAUUUAUGAAAACAUUUAGAAAUGAAUUUAAAAAUAUAUUAGCACACACACAUUUAUAUAGAAUAUAAAAUAAUACAAUAAAUCUGUAUUAUUUUUAGGUAUUCUUAUAUGCUCGAGUAAGUAGACACGGCAGAUUUAACUAGCCAUAUAAACGUUUCCAUAGCAACAGAUAGAUAGCAGUGCAAUAGUUAAUUUAUAAUGAACAUUAGAGCAACGCGUAAAAUAGAUUAUAUUUUAAUAUUUUCUUUUUCUUAGCAAUUUAAAUGUCUAGGAUACAGAUGUAUUUUGUCAAUGGUGACAUUUUGUAAUUAAAAUAUACAUAUGGUCGGAUGUGUAUUAUGUAUUUACGGGCUUCGCGUAGAUGUCGCCAGAUGUUGUCAAUAAAAAUUGAACCUUAACGGUCAUUGACGUAAUGAUUUAUAAGGUAUAAUUUUCAAUGACAGCCUCUAGCGCGAGUUAAGUCGAGUUGACUCUAUUUGUAAUUCCUAUUAAAUCAAGUUUAUGGUCCAGUAUUUUUUAUUAUUAAACUAGUUAUUGUAAUUACGAUAUAAAUGUGAAGACUGCUUAUUAGUGGUUGGUCAAUUAAGGUGGAAACGUUCUGUUGCGGAGAUGGUGCAAUUCUAUUAUGACCGUUUUACGAAUUUCGCACGUAGUACAGUACAAUCUAGACAGACCUAAAACUAAAUUCUUAUAUAAGUCCCAUUUUUUAUGUUUAUAUUUAGAUAUAUGUUUAUGUUUAUAUUUUGUUAUUAUUUAGAGUCAACAUGUGUCCCACUGCUGGGCAAAGGCAUCUCUCCAUUUUUUUAUGUUUAUAUAAAGGCAAAAUUAGAUGAUAUUUACCAUGAGGAAAUUUCGUUGUUCUCGCUUAUUACAUAGAAUCGAUGUCUUUGAUUCGUCAAACUAUACAUUGGUUGAGAUAGAAUUUAGUAUUUUACUCUCAGAUUAAAAUAUAACUUAGCCUUUUUGAUUUUUGAUCAAUCAUUUCAUAUAAAAUUCUCUCCUAAUUGACUAAUGUAUGACGCUCAGCCUAUAUACCAGGAAUUUGCAAUGCAGUUUCCUUGGGGAGUUUAGGGGGGUGUCCAGAGAGGAUUUUUCGAAAUUCCCACGGGAACGGAAAUAAAAAAGUAAUACAAAAUAUAGAAUGCGUCAUUAUUUAAUAGUUUUGCACCAUCGUGUAAAUUGGCUAUGGUGUCGUACCAUUACGUGUGUUCAGUGGAUAAUCUCGUUUUAGUGGUACCCAUUCAACGCCCAGCUUCAGAGUGCCUGGACAAAAUGACUAUUUUUACAAUACAAUUUAUGUAUUUUUUUUUCUUUUCUCGUCGUUCUGGUAUGUAGAGGUAAAUUAUUUAUUUUAUUAUCAAAAGAAAAUUUUAAAAUAAAUGUGUUCAAUCUCAUCGAUCGAAAUAUAAUCGUGAAUAAUUUUCAUUUGUGAAGCACUAGAGCGAAAUAAUAUAAAAAGAAAUAAAAAAAGCGAUGGUUGUCUUUAUGUAAAUUGUUAUUAUUUAGAGCCAUCAUGUCAUCUCGAUUUUUUUAUGUUUGAUCCGGUUCUGAGUUGUUAUAUAAAUUUAAAAAAAAUAUAUAUCUUAAAUGUUUACCAUUUUGUCCGGGUCUCUGACAAACGUGUUAGUCGCGUCCGCAGUUCAAAUAUAAAUUCUUAAAUAUGUAAAUUAAGUUUUUACAUAUUGUUAUAUGUUAACCCACCUUUUAUGUUUCCAAACCGUAACGUAUCUUUUAUAUAUCGCGGUAUAUUAAUUUUACAGUGCGCGUCAGAUUACAAUAGAAAUGUCAAAGACGUUAUAAUGCGUUUCUCAAUUUUGAAAACGCUCUUAAAAAAUAAUGGAAUAAAUUAGACAAAACUUUUGAGUUAUUUUUCAAAUUUCCUAGCCACUUGAGAUAAAAAUGGCGUCGUUGACAGUAUUAUUUAUUAUUUAAAACUCAUAGCACAAAAUAGUACUUUAAUUCAAUUCGUAUUUGUGUUGUUCCACGAAAAAAGGCACCUUAUGGAGGGAAGACGCUUGAAACGGUUCACUUGCUCAUUACUAUUAUAGAUGCGCAAAAUUAACGUCGUAAUCGUCUGCCCUCCAUUAUCUUCGAGUGCUGUCACAAUUUACUGUUCUGUUCUUAAUAAUCUUUCAUAUUAUAUUUGAACUGAGGUAGUGUAUUUGGAGAGCUAGUGUUGUGUAUAUGAGGCGGCGGGUGGUUUGCGCUCAGAAUCGUUUCGUGCCAUUUUAGGCUUACAGUAGCUAAAUAUACCGCGUAGAUAGGAACAAUUUUAAGAGUUCUUGCGGGACUUUUAUCCCCAGGAAUCAUUACUUUGAACGUUAUUGCUUAGUUUCUACAUUUCAGUUUCUACAUUUUAUAAUUCAAUUCAAUCAUCAAUAAAUAAAAUACUUUUUUGCGACCCACGAUUUUUUUCUGUUUGUCUUAAUGAUUAGCUGGAAAAUGCUUUUAGCAUUAAGUUCAUAAUAUUUACUUACUAGAUGCGUAGUAAUUACGUUCCUGAGAAUUGUUUAUACAAUCAUUGGUAUUCUACUUUUUCUUUUUCCGUUAAACUAUAUAAUUAUAAUACUCUUUUUGUGAUAUAUUACACAACUGCACGCGCAUUUAUAUAUAUAACAUUCUUUAAAAUAAUAUUUCAUUUAUAUUUUGGUAGUAAAUUUUUUACACUUUUCACAUAAAUAUUAUUUCGCUAAUAAAACUAUAUUUGUUAUACGAUUCAUUCCGUGUAAACUUCCCGCCCGUACGAUAACCAAAGAUGAGCGCGUUAGAGGUAUUACCGAAUGUAGGCUACAUAGAGUGGGUGUUCCAUGUCGCUACUGACUUAGGUAACGUUAGAGUAAGUAUCAUUGUCUUAAAUCCGCGCGACGACUCAAUUCACUGCUAAAGGACUAUUUCGACUGGAUUCCAAGCUACUACUAUUCGUCUCUGUCUUACAUGAUAGCGGAAAUACAGGAAAGAUAUCUGAUCUAAAUACACACUACUUUUAUAUGUAUUGAGUAGACAUAAUGUGUGUAAACUUAUUGAAUCAGUUCUUAGGUGUUACUUAGUCAAAAUUGUUCUUUACAAAAAAAAAAAAACUAUUUUUAGCCGUGAAUUUUGGUCGUCGACGCAGACAUUUUUAUAUAUAUACACGUAUGUAUAAAUAUAUGUAGAAGUGUUUCAGGCUCAAUUUAUAUAUUUUCCUUUGCAAUAAUCACAAUUUUGAACAUUAAUCAAUUGAAUCAGGGUAUUGUCAUGCAAUCAUGGAAUAAUUCGUUAAUCGUGUUUGGUGAUUCACAGAGCGCUGCGUUCGCGCUGUCAUUACGACCCGUCGGUUUUCUUGAGGAAGGAAUCAUUUUCAAAAUCAAUCAUUAAAAUAAAUAACAUUACCUACCACAGUACAGAUUAUCUUAAAGUCAGAUAGUAAAACUAGUUAUUGUCUUUCUUAAAAUUUGAAAAAUUGUAAUUAAAGUACGGCCGCAGCGGCGCAACGCUCUGAGAAUCACCUGUUUCUGAAACAUUUGUUAUAUUGGUAACUCUCAUUGUCAUCGCAUAUUUCUAAAGCUAAAUAGUUUUAGGGAUCAAUUGUCAGUGAAUUAUCAUAAAAAUAAUGUUGCGAAACACAUAAACCUUAAGCUGCAGAAGGAACAGAAAAGGAUGCAAAUAUUAAAGAAUGCUGUCUUGCUUCUCUUUCUUUUGUAUACAUUCAUCCUUUUUUGUUUCUUCUGCGCAUGUGUAUACUGUCAUUUUUAUAGUUAAGUCUUCUUCCAAUCAGAGAAAUUUGUUUUUUAAAAAAAUAAACUCGAGUCAGUUCCUGGAUAUUCGUAGAUAGGUAUAAAACUAAAAUUGUUUCUCCUAAUUAGUGCCUAACUAUGGGCGGUGAGUAAUAUGAUCGUGUUUUAAUGAUUAUGGGUAUUUUUCCUGUUAAAAGUAUUCGAAAGAAUUGAUAUCUCAAUAAAAUCCCACGACAAAAUAUAAUGUCGGCACGACAAAAAGGUUAUCUUGACAUAAAAAUUAAGUCAUUUCGCCGAAAUUAUGUAUUUUUCCAGCAAUUUCGUUAAUCCGGUGUUGAGGUGUUUUUUUUUUUUAUUAGAAUUCAAUAUUUUCAAAUACAUUUUCUAACAUAUAGUAAUAGUUUAUUACCAUAUUCUCUGAUUAAGUGGACUAUUCCAAAAGAUUGCUAGAAUAAUAAAUAAAUGUUCCAUGUUGUAUGUACGCCUGAGAGUUUCCCUAGAUUGUAAGGUGUAAAAAUGUUGCCAGGUUUUUAAUAUUAAUAAGUACCUAAUACCGCCUUGUACGUACAUUAUUGUGCCAAUUUUUGUAACAAUAACCCUACCGGUUUCAAGCAUUCCACACACUUUAUUUUUACUUGCCAUAGUAAAAAAAAGUAUUUUACACAAAUCUGUUACAGUUUGAAUAUGUAUGUUUGUGGUGAUCCGCGUGAAAGAGAAAGAGUUAAAUUAUCAUGACGACCUCGGUGGUGCAGUGGUAAGGUUCUUGCCACUGAACCGAGAGGUCCCGGGUUCGAUCCCCGGUCGGGUCAUGAUGGAAAAUGAUCUUUUUCUGAUUGGCCCGGGUCUUGGAUGUUUAUCUAUAUAUGUAUUUGUUAUAAAAUAUAGUAUCGUUGAGUUAGUAUCCCAUAACACAAGUCUCGAACUUACUUUGGGGCUAGCUCAAUCUGUGGUAUUAGUCCUAAUAUAUUUAUUUAUUUAUUUAUCAUGCCUGAAGUUAUUGGCAAUUUAGCGUUAACCAACACUUGUGAAACACAAUUUUAAAAAGCUAUCAGUUCGAUAUGUUAACUUUAGACUAUCAGAUACUUUAUCAGCAAGCGCUAAAACAGGCCCUAAGAAUUAUUAUUGUUAUUGAAAAUUACUUAAAUUAAUGAAUUGAAAAAAAAAAUUUACUUCCAGAAUAAGAGGUUCUAUUCCAUAUGAUGGCAUCACUUUAUUUUUUAUAAUUUAAUACUAUUUAGAGUUUAGUAUCUGUGCAGUGAUAUGGGUAUUCGGUAUUACAAUGCCUCUGCUGUCCAUUGCACUGUCGACUUUCAUUUUAUAAAACAUAUAGACGCUUGAAAUUUUCUUAAAAUGUCUUAUUUUCACGUAUACUUUUUCAUGCGGAUCCGCACAUUGUUUUUGUAUUGAUGGAUCACUUUCGUCGAGUUGUAAAGCUUAAGUUGGAAUAGAGUGUGUCGUUUUUAUUGUAGUCAUUUUGUCUGUCAACAAAUUUUAAUCCGUGGCUGACAUUCCAAAGGUUUUGACAUGCUAAAGUGUGAUUUAAUAAACCAAAAUGUAUUGACUAAAAUAUAAGAUGUAUCUUAGAAAAUAUAAAUAUUGAGAGCUACACAUAGACUGACAGAAAAUAUAAUUAAUUAUUUUUGUCGUUAUUUAUUCUACCUUUUUGCGCUUUUCCACAAAGCUGUUGGGAUGUCGGCUUUCGCCGUGAAACUGCAUAUAAAUAUGGAGAUACGACUUUAAACACCCGCCUUUCUCAUGUAUUUAUUGUCGUGAAACAUGUAAAAUAUGUUAAAACCAAUUGGUUAAAUGGAAGGAUGUAGAAACUCAACUUAUAUUUAGCAUCGAUUUUUUCCUACUAUCUCUAAAAGUACCUAAAAAAUUUUUACUUUUGCUAACAUCAUAACGAGAGGUAUUCGUAAACUGUAUUCGCUGCGUGAUGCAUCUAUUUGUCCGUCUCUCUUCACCCGUGUGGUGUGUGAUUGAGGCGGACUGAACACGCGCUAUUACGCCGCGUCACGCAGCGUUUCGACCGCUGCGGCUGCGCGGUCAUUACAAUCCGUCAAUUUUUUUGAGGAAGGAAUUAUUUCCAAAAUCAAUGAUUCUUAAAAUGGCAUUACUACAGUACAGAGUGAUUAAUGUAAAGUCAUACAGUAAAACUCAUUAUUGUCGUUGUUAAAAUUUGAAAAAUUGUAAUGACAGCGCGACCGCAGCGGUCGAAACGCUCUGCGAAACACCCUAUCGCUUCUCUCACUCAUGUUUGAAGUUAUACUCUUUUUUAUAAUCAGUUUCAUGCCAUAUUUAGAGAGUAUAUCAUUACAUGCCAUCAAUUCUCGUCCGUGAGAUGUAUGUGUUACGGGGCCCAUUGCUAAUCGUGCUCCGUUGUUUUGACCGUCCGUCCGUCCACGGACAACGCUGACAUGUAUGGAGAUUUGACGUACGUCGACGUAUAUCAAUGUCAAAACAUAUGAAAACAAUGAAGCGCAACGGAGCAAUAGGAUCUUCUAAUUCUAGUGUGAUGUGAACUAAUGUGAACAGCUAAAAGCAAAAUGCAUAUGACUUUCCUAAUCGUAACCACGACACGUCCGGACGUUGCGCGUUCAUGGCAAGUUUAGAUAUGAUUACAUAACACUUCUUUUUACACGUUAUUGUAUUACUAACACCACUAACCCGACACAAAGUAGCACAAGAAAUGUAGAUAAUUUAUUAUUAUUUUCAUCACAAUUAUUAAUGUUUGUUAACCACUGAAUUAUGUAUAGUAAUUUUUGUACCUUAUUGUAUAUUAUUGUCACAGAAUAGAUUAUUGUUUUUUUUUUCAAACAGCUGUUGCAAGACUAGUUUCUUUUUUUGAGAUGAAAAUACAGUUCUAAAGUUCUGGUAUCUCGUCCCAUGAUUAUUAGCCCCAUUGGGACGAAACACUGAAAGUCAUUUAGGCAACAAUUUCAACUUAAUUGAAAUAUAUCAAGCUUACACUUAUAGCAGAGUUUGAGCUAUGUAAUGUGCUAUUGUGAUAUGUGACUUCAAUAUGUUUAAUUUUUAUUUGUUCGACCACCGUUGUGUUAUACCAUAGUUAGUUCGAUAUUAGUCCCACGUUUCAAUCCUUACAGUCACAUUUCUCUGCGACAACUAUUUUUAACAUCUUCGACGAAGCAUUAUUAAAUUGUCAAAAAAUAAAAAAUCACCUUUUUUUCGAAAUAGCUGUCGUCAAGAAAUUUCGAUAUAAAGAUUGAAUUCGCCUACGUGACUUUUAUAUAUACAAUAGUCGCCGAGGUUUUUUACAGGUUAGAUAACGGCCUUACAUUGAUCAAAUAAUAUUGUCUUGUUCAGAAAAAUUAACGAACACUUGAAACCUUAGUGUUUUGCCUCGUUCUGUCUCUGUCAAAUAUUGGAGAGGUAGGGAUAAAACAUUUUUACUAAAAUACCUUUCAAGCGUAGAGCGAGAAAACUUAAGAACCAGUUAUGCUUGAUAUACCUACUCGAGAUGAAACUGGACAGAGCGCAAGUAUAUUUUGUCCCUAUUCGCGUGUCGCUAUUUAGUAGGAGCCUAUCGCUUUAACCAGUAUGCGUCAAGAUUUGUUUGAAACAGUUAUAUGUGGCGAUCACCAUGUCUAUAGUUCUCUCGGUCUACGCUUUCAAGUGUCCGUUCACUUUUUAUGAAUAAGAUUGGUGUUACCGUGCGAAUAACUUUUAAUUUAGCACAGUUUCUUUUGUGUAGUUAACGGUCAGUAUACUCUUGAACUAUACGUUAAAGUUUUACUAAUAUUCGUCUAGUAAAUACUUUGGUGCGCCAUCUUAAUGUGUAAUCUCACUAAACCUACUUUAGUUAUUAUAACUUUUUAGUAAAAAUAUUCGUACGGUCGACACACAACUAAACUGUAAAGCUUUUUGUCGGGCCUACUGAGUUUCGUCCCACACAAAAAUUUGGGACGUAUUAAGCAUAUAUUUGGAACUUUUUGUCUCGACUUGACUAAUUGGACUAUUAAACACUAUUGUAGUUGUGACCAGUAGUUGGUCACGACCUACGCAUUCUGUAUGCACUGUAUCAUAUCUCCCAGCGUGCACGAUAGGCAUAUAUAUGGGACGGAAGCAUAUUUUUAUGUAGGACGAGAUUCUGUGGGUCGAACAGAAAACAACACUGUUAGAAUGGGCGUGGGUGGGAAUUUUUCUGAGAACUACCCUCAGAUGCAUUUUUAGUCAUUAGUGAUAUUAAAUUGACUAAAAUCCCAACUGCGCUUAUAUGACUUUAGCGACGUGGUUUUAAUCUUUUGAUAAUUAUUUUAUGUACAGUAUGUCUAGCGAGUCUAGUUUCUAGUUGGUAUGCAUUUUUUGUACAACAUCACGACUAUGUAAACCAUUGAAGACUUAUUUAUUUUUUUUUGUAACCGCCUGUAUUAUUUCAAAUGUAAAAAUAUAUAAGAAAUAUCUAA
Messenger RNA from Plodia interpunctella (Indianmeal moth), 13772 nucleotides. RefSeq lists its product as uncharacterized. Gene Ontology annotation, biological process: protein dephosphorylation. Gene Ontology annotation, molecular function: protein tyrosine phosphatase activity; protein binding. NCBI's taxonomy places the organism in Eukaryota, Metazoa, Arthropoda, Insecta, Lepidoptera, Pyralidae. The transcript has 21 exons. The coding region runs from base 185 to 4993 and encodes 1602 amino acids. The record is from RefSeq and is a predicted model, not a curated record.